GCUGCUUCUGCGACGAUGAGACAGCGCCGGAAGAAUGAUGGCGGAGUUGUUUCAUCUGCCAAUGAAGAACCAAAUCUCAACAGAAAGGAAGAAGAAAAGAAUUCCUCAAAUUCAAAGAGUCUUUGCGCUUUGUUUGGCGUUUCGAAUAGGGUUUGUUGAUUCAGACUUAUUUCAAUCCAGAUGAGCACUGGCAAGCCCUUGAAGUUGCGCAUCGCCUAGCAUUUGGAUCAAGGCUGCAAGGCUGCUGCAAUCCUUAUUUUCUGCAGUUGGUGAUUUAUACAUGUACAAGCCUUCUCAUGUCCUUUUUUGGUCAUUGUGUUGCAAAAUGGGCCAUAUCCUUUUGCUACGUGUUCUUCUUUAAUCAAAACAAAACCAUUUUCUCCAUUCUUUUUUCAUCUUUCAAUUGAGCUAUCUUUCUAGUUGCUUUUGUCUUCACAAAGCACAAAAGGGUAUGAAGUAGUCAGCUUGAGAUUUGCAACGGAUGAUGUACUUAAUGCUUCUGCAGCUGUUUUCUCAAUUGACAAAUUGGUUCAUGCUUUUCUGUUUCAAUUGUACAUUAUCAAAUAGUUUACAGACUGUUCUUUCUCUUGUCAGCCUAUACUACUGGCCAUGUAUGAGAAUUUCUUCAAGCAAUGUUCCCUUGGGUUCAAGGAAGUGGGGUAUGGCUGUAGCUGCAUUAGCUUGUGCAAUUAGGCCAAGAAGUGCUAUUACAUGGGUGUAUGUUGGGUUUUGUGAGCUGUAUUUGACCCAGGGAAGACUUAAAUUUAUUCUUCUGGAGGUGAUUUCCAUUGGGGUUCUGGUGAUUGGAUUUACCUGUUUACUGGAUCGCCUCAUGUACGGCUCUUGGGUGUUAGUUCCUCUUAAUUUUCUAAAGUUCAAUUUUCUUUCCUCUGGUGGAGAUUAUUAUGGAACUCACAAGUGGUACUGGGACUUCACUCAGGGAUUUCCAGUCAUGCUAUUCAGUUUUCUGCCAUUUUCAAUAGUGGGCAUAAUCAAGUCAGUACUGGAAACUUUCUGGCCUUAUUGCUUAGGUUUUAGGUCUUUACAGCAUAUUAGGUCACAAAGAAUUCAGGUUUGGCUAUACAAAUGGUAUGUGCUUUGUGUGUAAUUGUUUGAGUUUUUUAAAUCUGUGACCCUGAUAUCUUCUAAUUGGCUCAUGAGCUUUGGUUUUUCUUGCCUGUGCUUGCUAAAGCUUUGAUAUUCUCUGGGUACUCGUUAGCUACUCUUCAAGAGCAAGAUUCCUCAAAAGGUGAAAGGAAAGGAUCUUCAAACAUUAACAGUAAAUGGUCUUCAAAAGGGCAAAUGGCUAUCUUUUCCUUGCUUGCUACCAAUAUUCCAUUGGCCUUCUAUAUGUCUUUAGUUCACCAGGUAUAUCAUCAACUAGCAUUUGGGGCAUCUGAAACCCCUGUGACUCCCAUUCCCUUUCUUCUUUCCUGGUGCUGAUUAACUUUACUAGGACACUUCCAUGUCCAAUAUUUUAAUUGCUAGUUGCCAUUAUAUGUGUUGUUUUUUUUUUUCAUUUCUUUGUGUUCUUAGAUAGAAGUAGUAGAAAUAAGAAAAUUUCUUUUUAUAUCAACAACAAAAUUUGCAGGUAAAAUUGCCUUCACAUUUCUUUUUGGUAUGCUUAUCUGGAUGCUUACUCUUGCAAAUUGAGACAGAGAGGAACUGAGGAUGUAAUGAAGUAUCUAUCUAAAGGGGCAAUGACGGAAAGAGUGGAAAGUAUACUUUUCCUAAUGCCAUGCCAUGCCACACCUUAUUACUGCAUUCUGCACCGUAACCUGCCAAUGCGUUUUCUGGAUUGCUCACCAAGUUUAAACUCUGGCAAUUCUUUUUGAAUAUCUGUUCUUUUGUGGUCUAUGUUUUUGCAGUUCCUUUCUUACUGUAGGCUGGAAUUUUGUCAACAGAGAAGAGAAAGGAAUCCCUGAGCCUGAUGAGUCAGACCAUUUCAUGAUGGAUCCCAUCACCAAUUUUGCAAAAAAUCAGUAUCUACCUAGUCAUAUUGUCUUAUUUGAUUCUGAGGAAAAGCAAUUAGGGGAGUUUCUGGAAUUGCAUUCUUUCAAAGAGAUACUGGUCAAGACAUUUUUUUUAUUUAAUUAUCAAGGUUUGCGUUGCCCGUGGCACUGGCAAGUGACCGUUUGUUCCCACACAAGCUGAUUCUGUGACACAAAUGCAGACAGGAAGAUUUUUCCAUGCUCACGUCAAGGUGGACUGUGGCCUUCAAGCAUCUGUUGUUGUAUAUGCUGGGAGUGGCUAGUCAAUUUUCAUGAAAACAGUUCUCCAAUCUGGUUCACCUCUCUGAAGCUUUUUCUAUUUACUGAUUUUCAUUUUAUACAUUCAUUGACUCAUUAAAACCAAAAUUUAUCA
Molecule: messenger RNA, 2364 nt
Organism: Rubroshorea leprosula
Lineage: Eukaryota; Viridiplantae; Streptophyta; Magnoliopsida; Malvales; Dipterocarpaceae
Source: the annotation of a GenBank genome assembly